UUUCAAUCUACUCCCCCGAUAUCCCUCGCUUGAGUCUCUCUAUUCAACAUGUGGAACCGAAGCAAAACACGUCUUUGGACCACCCACUUACCCCGUUUUACAACUCUUUACCUAGCCUUCUUUCUGUACCGCCUGACCAGCACCGUCGCCGGUGGCUCGCCGUCUCCUUACACCGCGGUUGAUAAUAUUCUCCUCAACUGUGGCUCUUCCGGAAAUUCAACUGCUUUAGACGGUCGGACCUGGGUUGGAGACGUAAAUUCAAAGUUCUCCCCCCUUGAACAGUCACAAAACCAGGCAUCUUUAACGGCCAGCGCAGUCCAACAAUCCCCCUCUGCCGUCCAAGUACCCUAUGCCACUGCCCGGCUCUCUCUCUCCGCAUUCACCUACAUGUUCCCGGUCACUGCCGGCCAAAAAUUCAUUCGACUAUACUUCUACCCGGCUUCGUACCCAAAUUUUGAUCGCUCUAAAGCCCUCUUCUCUGUCAAAGCUGGUCGCUUUACUCUUCUCAGUAACUUUAACGCUUCACUCACAGCAGAUGCCGAUGGUGAUCCCGGGGACAUCAUAUUCAGAGAAUACUGUGUCAACAUCGAGGAGGAUCAGAGGUUGAGCAUAGCCUUCACUCCGAGCGUUUCUAAUUCAUAUGCUUUCAUCUGCGGAAUUGAAAUCCUGUCGAUGCCUUCCAAUCUCUAUUACCCUCCGUCUGACAAUGAAGGGCUUUUUUUUAUUGGCCAGCAGAAUCUGUACCACAUUGAUAACGACACUGCUCUGGAGAUGGUAUACAGAGUAAAUGUUGGAGGCCGCUCCAUCUCACCCGCUGAAGACACUGGCAUGUUCCGAGGCUGGAGUCAGGACGACAAUUACUUGACACAAUAUAAACAGCUUGUUCUACCUUUUAACGAUACUAUUCAACUAAAGUUUACCAAGGUACCUGCGUACACUGCACCAGAAGAAGUCUAUCAGACUGCCCGGACUAUGGGGACGAACAAAACUAUCAACAAGAGCUACAAUCUCACCUGGGAAUUCCCCGUAGAUUGUGGCUUUUAUUACCUCAUUAGGCUACACUUUUGUGAGUUUCAACCUGAGAUCAUUCAGCAACACGACAGAGAGUUCCUGAUUUUCAUAGCAAAUCAAACCGCGGAGGAAGCAGCCGACGUGAUAAAAUGGAGUGGUGGAAAUCGUGUUCCGGUAUAUAGAGACUACGUAGUUGCUAUGUUCGGCAAAGAAGGCGUGAAGAAAAUGAAGGUCUCUAUCGCAUUACAAGCAAACCGGCAAGACUGGAAGACUUCUUACAAUGAUGCAAUCUUGAACGGUGUCGAAAUCUUUAAAGUAAGCGUCUUUAAUGGCAAUCUCGCCGGACCCAAUCCAGAUCCACUUCCGUUGACCUCUCGAAAUGCUGCGCCACCAGCACCACCAACGAAGUCGAAGAAUAACAGAAGAGCAAUAAUUGCCGUUGUUGGCGGUGGAGUUUUCGGCUUUGUUGUGCUGUCGAGUCUCGGGUUCUUGAUUUUACGGCGGCGCCAGAGAGCUCGCGAUGGUGGUACUACAUGGUGGGGUCCAUUUUCUUUCCCUAUGACCAAGUCAACGAAAACCCACAGGUCAUCUCUAUCGUCCGCUCUGAGUGUCGUUUACGUCUCAUUACCUGAGAAGAUUAGAGCAGCCACCAACAACUUGGACGAAGACGAAGAAGUUGCAAUGACCAAGCUCAACCAUGGCGGCAUUGGCGUACAGCAGCAACUGGCUCAAGAAAACAAGCAAACACAGCAAACGCAGAACCAUUCAAAGCCUUUCGAAGCAAAUCCAGUAUACUACGCAGCCCUAAGAGAAUUCAUCUUCGACACUAUGCACUGGCUUGCCCUCUACCUCUCCUUCCUCCAUCUCCACCUAACCCAGGCUGUCACAGAAACCCCGCCACCCUACGCUGCCAACGACUAUUUACUCCUCGAUUGUGGCUCGUCCUCCAAGUCAACGUCGCUCGAUGGCCGUAACUGGGACGACGAUUUCAACUCAAAGUUCUCACCCCCAAAUAUACAAACCACAUCAAUUGCAUCUACCCCCUCCCAACACCACGACCCUUCUGUUAACCAAGUCCCCUACAUGACUGCACGCAUCUUUCACCACAAGUUCACCUACUCCUUCCCUGUCUCGCCUGGCCUGAAGUUCGUCCGUCUCUACUUCUUCCCGGCCACCUACUCCGGACUCGACAAAUCCAAGUCCUUCUCCUUCGUCACCGCCAAUAACUUCACCCUCUUAAGCAACUUCAGUGCCUUCCUUACCGUCUCUUCGUUAAAUCCUCCCGUAGCCUCCUUUAUCAAAGAAUUCAUAAUCCCUGUGUUAUACACUCAGUUUCUCAACAUAACCUUUAUUCCAUCUCCUAGCUCUUACGCCUUCAUUAAUGGUAUAGAGAUUGUUUCUAUGCCAAACAAUCUCUAUAUGUACAAUAGAGAUUAUGUAAUCACCUUGGUAGAUUACAACAGUCGUUCAUUCUAUUUCAACGAAACCACUGCUCUUGAGACUAUGUAUAGACUAAACGUGGGGGGCAAGGAUGUCUCGGGCGUAGAGGAUACUGGGAUGUUCCGGACUUGGAGUCAGGACUCACAGUAUCUGUUUGGCCAGAUGAUUGGGCUGACGCCGUACCGGUCUAAAGCCACGAUACAGUAUACGACGGACACACCGGCCUACACAGCGCCGAAGAUUGUGUAUCAAACUUCUCGCACAAUGAGUCAGAAUCCUACGGUUAACUUGAAUUCCAACCUCACGUGGAUCUUCACGGUUGAUGGCGGGUUUAACUAUCUUUUUAGGCUUCACUUUUGCGAAACUCAGGAGGAGGUGGAAACGAACCUAAGGGUUUUUUACAUAUUCAUCAAUAAUCAGACGGCACAGGUACAAGCGGAUGUGAUUGAAUGGAGCGGCGGUACCGGAAUUCCUGUAUACAGAGAGUAUGUUGUGGUCCCAAGUAUAAACAAGGGGAAACAAGAUUUGUGGCUUGCGCUACACCCUGACUUGGAUAUGUCACCACGUCCCAGAUUCGACAAUGCCAUCUUGAACGGUGUGGAAAUAUUUAAGUUGAACCGAUCAGACGGUAGUCUUGCUGGCCUCAACCCGGAAAUGGAGGGGGUUACCAUACCCCAUGCCCCGAAACCCGAAACAAAACUAACGGCGAGGAGAAAGAGGUUGUUGCCAUUGAUAGCCAUUAUUAUUGGUGGUCCAAUUUCUGUUGUUGCUCUAGUAUGUAUUCUUGGUUUAGUGGCUUUCCGGCUGAGUAAAAGAGGCAAGGACAUGGGCUCCACCGGUGUAGCUUCAUGGCGGGGUCUAUUUCCUUUCACCAAGACCAAGUCAAGUAAGACGCAGGGCUCAUCUCUACCGUCUGAAUUAUGUCGUAAGUUUUCGUUUGCUGAAAUCAAAGCCGCCACGAACGAUUUCAAUAACGUUUUAAUCAUAGGGGUUGGAGGGUUUGGCAACGUGUAUAAAGGCUACAUUGAUGACGGGACCACCCCAGUUGCAAUCAAACGGCUGAAAUCCAGUUCAAAGCAAGGGGCUCACGAGUUCCACACCGAGAUUGCGAUGCUCUCCCAGCUUCGCUACCUCCAUCUCGUUUCUCUGAUCGGAUAUUGUAAGGAUGGCGAUGAGAUGAUCCUCGUCUAUGAUUAUAUGGCCCGUAGGACCCUCCGUGAUCAUCUGUACAAUACCGAUAAUCCUCGUCUGCCGUGGAAGCAACGGCUCGAGAUUUGUAUUGGUGCUGCGCGUGCAUUGAAUUACCUUCAUACAGGCGCGAAGCAAAUGAUCAUUCAUCGUGACGUGAAGACAACAAAUAUCUUAUUGGAUGAGAAAUGGGUGGCCAAGGUGUCCGAUUUUGGAUUGUCCAAAGUAGGCCCUAUUAGCAUGUCCAAACCCCACAUCAGCACUGUAGUCAAGGGUAGUUUUGGGUAUUUGGACCCGGAGUAUUGCAGACGUCAACAGUUGACUGAGAAGUCUGACGUGUACUCGUUUGGUGUGGUUUUGUGUGAAGUAGUGUGUGGAAGGCCACCCAUAAUGCAUAAUGCAGAGACAGCAGUGGGCCUAGCAAGGUGGGCGCAAGAAAGCUAUUGCAAUGGAAAGGUAGAGGAGAUGGUUGAUCCAUCAAUGAAGGGUGAAAUAGGGACUCGAUGCCUGAAGAAAUUUGUUGAAAUCGCGAUGAAUUGUUUGCUUGACAACGGAAUCGAACGGCCAUCAAUGAAUGAUGUGGUGUGGGGCCUUGAGUUCACAUUGCAAUUGCAAGAGAGUGCAGAUGAAGAUGUAGGGCUUGAUGUGGCUCAAACUGAGGUAAUAUUGGGUGAUGAGAAAGCUCUCUUCCCCAAGUCCACACUUGAUGAUAGUGAUGACAUGUCUAGUAGCAGCAGUGGACAGGUGUCAAGUAGUAAUUAUAGCAACAGCAGGGUGACCAUAAUGAGCAACAGAGAGCAAAGUUUUGCAAGUACCAGUCAGGAUUCGGGCAAACUGAUGUCCUCUGAGACAGAGUUCUCUGAGAUUAUGAAUCUUAGAACUAGCCGUCGGUGAAAAAAGAUAGUAGCUGAAUUUUUAUGAUGUCUUAUUUGGAGUCAUAUUGCGGACCGCGACUGGGUUUGUAAGCAAGUCAUUCUAUUUCACGUACGAGUGGAGAAAGAUGAUACAUGGUAGUGCAUGUAUCUGAUUGAAUCAC
Alnus glutinosa is the source of this 4675-nucleotide messenger RNA. RefSeq names its product receptor-like protein kinase FERONIA. Gene Ontology annotation, biological process: protein phosphorylation. The record is from RefSeq and is a predicted model, not a curated record. The transcript is spliced from 3 exons. Gene Ontology annotation, molecular function: protein kinase activity; ATP binding. Bases 49 to 4533 code for a protein of 1494 amino acids. Lineage: Eukaryota; Viridiplantae; Streptophyta; Magnoliopsida; Fagales; Betulaceae.